GCCAUGUGUACAUGCCUUGGACUUUUGUCUUCGAUCUUGGGUUUUCCCUGCACUAACCCGAUUUCUAUAAGAACUUGUCCAGGCAAAAUAUUUUUGUAUUGACUUUUUCCUAACGUUUGGCAACUAGUUUACCUGUCCUGUUGGGAAAAGUAAUGUUCCCGUGUUGGUUUCAGCGGCACAUGCCUGAGGCAGAAGUUGCUUGUUACAUUUCACACCAAUCUGGGUGUCACAUUUUAUUUUUUCAGCGAAAUAUUGGGUUUAUUGCUGAGGCUCAUUUGAGGUUUGCACAAGCCAUUCUGCACAUAGAGUGCAGAAAAUGAGAGAGCAUUCUCUGGGCCUAGGAUGCACACAGCCAUCACAUUGAACAGACACGGAAAGAAAAUGUCUGUGUGCAGUGAAUUUGUGGAACACAUUUGGAAGCCUGGAUCCUGCAAAAACUGCUUUCACCCACGAAGUGACCACAGACAGCCACAAUCACUCUCUGAUGGGAAAAACGGAAACCUACCAGCAUUGCAUAGUCUUAAUGGGAUUAAACUCAAAUCUGGCAAUGCCAGUCAGGAUGACGAUACUGUCAUAGCUGCUUUGUAUACAAAACCCACAAUUGCUGUGAAACCAACCAUGCUUACCUCAGAUAAUGAGAUGUGGACAGAGCUUAACAGCACAGAGACCCUAACUCAGGUUAGUUGGAAGAUGUCUCAGACAAGCAAUCCCUUCAAUCAAAAGUUCCACACUUACAAUGACAAUUCUCCCAAUUAUGUUUUCAAUGGACUAAAGAGCCCUGACAGGAAGAUGGGGAUAAAUGCUGUGAACAACCUAACAUAUGUGAGCCAUUUUAGUGGUCAAUCAGAUAAAGCAACAUUUAUAAAGGAAACACUGCCUACUACCUUUGAACAGACUACUAAUGGAAACCUUGUUAAUGGAGAUGCAAAGACAUUAAGCUCCAUUCAGGAAGAAUCUACAUUACUUUCUUUAAAGAGCAGCAGUGGUUGCUCCUCAGGAACUCUAUCCUCUACAGAAAGGACCACUCCACCUGGAACUUUACUUACCAGGGGCAUUUCAGUGUCCCAGGGCACUGCUAAGUCUGGAAUGGGACAGUGUAAUUUGGGUAACCCAACACCUAUAAAGCCUACUAGAAAAUUCCAAGACAAAAACUGCUUAAAAAGCUUAGAGCUAGGUUCUAAUAAGAAGCAGAAUUGCAGCGAUCUAAAAUUAACACUUAAUUCUGAGUCAGAUACCCUAACAAGCAAUUUGUCGUGUAGCUUUACAAGGGACAACCCUCUUGGAUCACCUCCAUACAAAGAUUCCCAGACUUCUGAGUUUCACUUAUCUAAGGAUUCCAAAAAUCUGGCAAAACACUCCCAGCAGCUCACAUACCUGGAGGAUCAUCUACAGAUCCAAGCUGAAGGAAGUAACAGUGAGCCUAUUUAUGCAGAGAGUACAAAAAGGAAAGGAGUUUUGAGUAGGUUGGAGAUCAAGCCACAAGCUCAAAGGAAUACAGAAAAAAAUGUUUUAUCCCCAAACCGUCCUAUUUUCGAGGAGAAGAAAGAGAUUACUACAACCCAGAUUGCUGCCAAAAUUACAGUGAUGGCAGCCCAUACAGAAGAAGAUAAUAGAACAAUAUUUCUUAGCAGUCCAGAUUCAGCAGUUGGGGUUCAGUGGAAAUGUAAUAGUCCAUUAUCGUCUUCAGGAAAUUCAAAUAUGUCACAAUUUGUCUGGGGAGAGAGAAUCCAAGGAAGGCAAGAAUUAAAAGCUACUGAGUUAAAUAAAAGGUACUGUGGUCCUUUAUCUCCUAAAAGUCAAGGGAAUAGCAGUACUGUUGUGUCUUCCAUGCUAAUAAAACCAGAGGAGUGCACUAGUAUGAAACUUUCCUCACCGACACACACUGCUGGGAUUUUACAUUUGUCUUCUCAAAAAAAAGAAUCGCUUGAGGUAAAUGACAGGUGUCUGCAAUCUACAGAGCGAAGGCACAGGUACUAUCAGGCACAAUGGAGCAAGCAGUGUAAAAUUGAUGAGGAAGAAGAGGAGGAAGCAUCCGUCUCCCAGCCUUCAAGGAUAAAUGUGGUCAGCAAUGGACAACUAACAAAGUCAAGUUUUAAUUACGAGGACAAAUCCAGUGUGGAAGAGCAGAAAUCAAGGAAAGGCAUGAGUAAAUCUGCUUCCUGUCCUGUAGAACUGUCUAAAGCAAACCAUGAAAAAUAUCAUGCCAGCCAGCCUCCCCCUCCUCCACCUAAGAAACAGACACGGCAUCCUCUAAAAUUAAAUAAGAGUAGCACUGAUCUGGAUGUGGCAAGCCUUGGCUCAGUGGAGAGUCUGGGAGAGUCAUGUAAAGCCACAAAUGUUUUAAAUGUGAAUGUCAGUUUCAGCACUGGCUCCAUAGACAGCCUUGAUUCCAGGACUUGCAGUGAAGAAGGUCACUGUUUUGAAGUAGUGAAUUCACCUUCUAUUUCUCCUGGAGGCAAAAAGAAACAUUUCACAAAGAUCUUAUCUCUGGAUUCUGGAGAGGAUUCUCAACAUGGAGCCAUUCAACCACCUCCGUUGCCAGUAAAGAAAUCAAUGAAUAGAGCAUCUUCAGUGCCAGACAAUUCUGCUUUGGGACGGACCAAUCAUUCAAGAACUUUAUUAAACUCAAACAAUCCCAGAUACAAUCUUAGCCAGUCAGAAAACAAUGUGUGUGGAGAGAUAGCAACACAGUCCAGUUUACUUUUAAGUCCUGGAGAAAAACAUGUCAUGUUUUCCUCCUCUGAAUCCCUAGAGAAGUGUUGCAGAGGUAGUGGGCACAGAAAUGAAGUAAGAACCAGAAACUCUGUUCAGGGAAAAGGUCUUUCUUCUUCUCAAUUGAGUGUUUCUAGUCAAAAUACCUCAGGAUCCAGCCUUCAGCUCCACCACCUGCUGAGUAACAUUGACAGCAAAGAGGGAAUGUACGGCAAGCUUAGUGGACUUUAUGCUCAAUCCAUGCGCCGCUUAGUGAACAAAUGUGAAGACCAUUUUAUGAGGGAACAAAAACAAGAACUCCACUUCAAUGAAAACAACUGGUCACUCUUUAAGAUAACAAGUAACAAACCGUGCUGUAUUGCUGGGCAUGCCAUUUAUUAUUGCGUCAAAUGUUCAAAAGAUCCAUGUAACAACUAUUCUGUAAAGAUGUGCAAAUCUGAGGAUGCAAAAGCUCCAUCAAGUCUGUCACUCCCAGUCCACUUUAACAUACAGCAGGAAUGCGGAAGUUUUGUGGCCACUGUUCCAACAAAUAUGUUACAUCCACCCGACGUAUCCAAGGGCCCCUCUUCUAAUGACAGUUCUCAGACUGUGGGUCCAGCUAGUGAACAGGAGUGUGUGGUGGUGAUCACCAGAGAGGUUCCCUACCUCACCGCUGCAGAAUUUGUAGACGAGUCCGUAUCUGCACACAAACUGCAGCCUGAGGUUUAUGAGCGUCAGGUUUGCCUUCUCUUGCUCCAGCUCUGUAAUGGUUUGGAGCAUCUAAAGGAACAUGGCAUUAUCCAUAGAGAUUUGUGCUUGGAAAAUCUCUUGCUUGUUCAUUGGCAGAAUUCUUCUGAAAAGGUCAAAGAUGUAAAAUAUGUUCCUAGACUCAUUGUUAGUAAUUUUUCCAAAGCCAAACAAAGACCUGGCUGUGAGGAGUCACAGCCGAGGAGAGAUAAAACAAGACUCGCACCUGAAAUUAUGGCAGCUUCCCAAUAUAAAAAAUUUGAUGAGUUUCAAACUGGAAUCCUUAUUUAUGAGCUACUCCAUCAACCUAAUCCGUUCGAAGUUCGCACAAGCCUUCAUGAACAUGAUUACAGCCAGAAAGACUUGCCAUCACUUCCAGGUUUGUCUGUUUAUUCUCGUGGGCUUCAGCACCUUGCUCACUUGCUGCUGGAGGCUGAUCCAAUUAAACGCAUCCGUAUUUCUGAGGCUAAACGGGUACUUCAAUGCCUCUUGUGGGGUCCAAGAAAAGACUUGACAGAUCAACCCUUUAGCCAUGAGGAAGCGUUCCACUGUGCUCUUCAAAACUGGGUUGACAUGAAACGUGCCCUCCUGAUGAUGAAGUUUGCUGAGCAGGCACUUGAGCCCCAGCAAAAUAUUUCAUUGGAGGACUGGCUCUGCUGCCAGUACUUAGCAUCAGCCGAUCCAUGUUAUCUGUAUAAAACACUUAAACUCAUUAAGUUAAUUGCAUCUGUGUCCUCCAGUGCCAAAAUUUAAAUAAACCUGGAGAGCCAACUGAUUAAUAAAAAAUUGCUCUUUUGCACUGGAAAAUUAACACACGUCUAACGUUGAAUAACUAUAGUUUGGUCUUCAGAUAAUCAUUAAUAUUUCUUGAUUGCGCAAGAAUUCUCAAUUUAUCCCCAUUGUUUUGAAAAUAAAUGUACUUGUUAAGUGGGGUCACUGCAACUUUCAGUGUUCAGAGCUGCUGCAGUAUAAAUUAAAAUAUCUACAUUGUUUUACUACAGAAGAACCUAUUGGCAGUAUUUCCUUGUUACUCCACUUACUGGUUAGAAAAGGAAGCGCUAUUUAAAAAUAUGUAAAGGUUUUCUGGUGUGUUUACUACUCAACAACACUGUGGUUUUCAGGAUGAACCAACUGUUUGUUACAGGUGCUACAUUUUCUUUGCUUUAAGAAUGUAAAUUAAACCAUGGCUGUAGUUUUUUUUUUUUUAUCCCUACAGUUUUUAGAUUAGUGGAGGUAUUCAUUUCAAUACAGAGGAUAUGUGUAUUACUAAAGCUUGUUUUGUGUUCAGGGUGUUACAAAAAAAACCAGCACCACAUAAUAAGAAGCUCUUUACUAGAUUUAUAAACACGUAAAAUAUAUUUAAAAAAUAAACUUUUCUGCACAGCUUGAUAUAUUUAGAUGUAAAUAUGUUAUGCUUUAAAUCAGAGAUCUGCAACCUGGAGCUCUUAAACUGUAGCUCAUGUACAUCACCCAGCAUCCAGUAUGUUAUCGGAGAGUGCUGGGCAUUACAGUUAGGCAACAGCUGGUUUGUAGAUAUUUGGUAUAAGAAAAUGUGUAAAUAUAUUUUGUACAUUGUAGAUGUGUAUAUGCUUGUAUAUAUAUAUAUAUAUAUAUAUAUAUAUAUAUAUAUAUAUAUAUAUAUAUAUAUAUAUAUAUAUAUAUCAGAAUAUCAUAUUGUGUAUUUUUCUGUCUGAGGGCCUACACAUUGCAGUGCAAUGAUAUACAGUGGCCGCUUGAGCAAUUUAGGUUUAAAAUUUUUAUAAAACAAUUUCAAAAGUACUUAACAUGAGAUACAAGAAAGUUGGGAAACUACUCCUUUCUCUUUUUUGUACUUCCGAUUGUAAAUUUUGUUAAAAAUAAAACUUAAAAUAUGGUAA
This is a messenger RNA of Xenopus laevis (African clawed frog), 5315 nucleotides long. It is a transcript of the gene prag1.S, whose product is annotated as PEAK1 related, kinase-activating pseudokinase 1 S homeolog. The coding region runs from base 343 to 4191 and encodes 1282 amino acids. Lineage: Eukaryota; Metazoa; Chordata; Amphibia; Anura; Pipidae. The record is from RefSeq and is a predicted model, not a curated record. The transcript has 6 exons.